Messenger RNA from Linum tenue, 2710 nucleotides. The record is from the annotation of a GenBank genome assembly. Lineage: Eukaryota; Viridiplantae; Streptophyta; Magnoliopsida; Malpighiales; Linaceae.
CUUGAAUCUCACCGAACUACUAAUCGCCCAUUCCGCAGCUCUCCUCGUUGCCGGUCACGUCGUAUUCUUUUUCCUCCACAUUCCAAUUUCCGCCACCGUCGUCUCAAUUUAUAACUGUGGCGUUGCUGGCGACGACGCACUCCCGCCACGCCUCUGUCCUUAACCUAUCAUGAUUCUGUCACUCUCUCCGGCGCGCAGAUAUCUAAUCGCCGUCGUUCAGUAGCAAUUUUUUUUGAUUCGUCUCGUCGACGAACUUCCUAGAAAAGGAAAGGCCAUUGCUUCCUCGUCGGUUGAAUCGAUAGCUUAGGGUUUCAAAAUUUCAACUGCCCCUGGAAUUCCAUUCCCAGAGGUGCGAUUCUGUGUAUCUCGAGCGCCAUCUCCGGGCGGAUAAAAAGUUGCAGGAUUUGGCUUGCCCCGGUGGCGAUUGAUCUGACGAGCGCUUCACCGGAGUUCGUCCUGAAUGCGGUGAGAGAUUUGAGUUCGUGGAAUUGGAGCUUCGAGAGCCUUGUUUCUCUUCCAACUGAGGUUGUGCUUUGAAGGUUUCGGAGUUUUGAUCUAGAGUUUGAGAAAAUGUCGAGUGGUCAAGUGACGAAGCGGGUGAAGUACAAGACCUCGGUCAAGGACGCUGGAACUCCUGGCCGUCUUUCACUGGUGAAAGAAAGGUUGGUGUUCAGGCCAAAUAAUCCGAACUCAGCAUCAAAGCUUGACAUGCAGUUCAAAUACAUUACAAAUCACAGGUACACCAAGGAGGGGUCAAAUAAAGCACCGAUGCUCAAUCUCACCUCAAAUCAGGGUGCGAGUUAUAUAUUCGAGUUUGAGAGUUAUGAAGAUCUCCAUAUCUGCAGGGAUUUCGUGGGUUGUGCUAACUUGAUGAAGUUUGGGCAUAAAGGUGUGGCAGAGCUCUUGCACCGCCAGCAGAAACUCCAAAUCUUGGAGCUAAUUCGCAAAUUCAUUCAGAACAACCCAGCAGAGAUGAUUUGCUCUUCCGUGCAAGGCUGCUGCAAAACAAUAGACUAUGUGCUACAUAGUGAAUUGCAGAAACUCCAUCAACAGUUUGUGGGUGGUGGUGUGCUGACAGAAGCAGAAUUCUGGGCUACAAGGAAGAAAUUGCUGGAGAAGGACGCCAACAGAAAGGCAAAACAACGAGGUGGUCUUAAAAGUUCCGUGCUGGCAGAGUCAAAGCCUUUUAUCGACGGUCGGACCAACAGAGUUACAUUUAACUUGACCCCAGAGAUAGUUCGUGAGAUUUUUUCAGAAAAACCUGCAGUUCACCGGGCUUACUUGAAUUUUGUUCCCAGUAAGAUGGCAGAUAAGGAUUUCUGGACCAAAUAUUGUAGAGCAGAGUAUCUCCAGCGCUCAAAGAAUAUUGCAGCUGCAAUAGCGGAGGCUGCUGAAGAUGAGGAGCUUGCCAUUUUCUUGAAGCCUGAUGAUAUUUUGGCCAAUGAAACUCGCAGGAAGAUCAGACGUGUUGAUCCAACUCUAGACAUGGAAACUGACCAAGGUGAUGAUUAUUCGCAUCUUCCUGAUCACGGAAUUUUUCGUGAUGGUAGCAAGGAAGUAGCCGAAUCAGGGAAUGAACUCUACCAAAGGACUUUGCUGCAGGACCUAAACAGGCAUGCAGCUGUUGUUCUUCAGGGAACUCCCAUAGAUGAAGAGCAGCUGAAAGACACACAAACCGUAGCAGAGGCACUUGAACGAUCAAAACAAGAGCGUAGCACUGCUAGCAAAGAUGACGAGUCAUCGGCAGAUCAGGAGAGAUUAAAGGGAAUAUCUCAAGCGAUGACAAUUGACGAUCUUCGAGGGUCAAAUGAUCACCACCUCGCGCCGCUUUGGAUUAAGGACCCUAGAGAUUAUUUCGAUUCACGACAAGCCAGCUCAGUGAAAACUUCUAUAGAAGCAACAAAGGGAACCAUGAGCAGCCACGAAUCAUAUGGUUUGUUGAGGGAAUCCAUCUCUCAAAUUAAAUCCAUGGGAUUGAAUCACCCCGUAGUUGCAUCAGAAGUAGCCCAGAAGGUUCUCUCUGUGUUGACCCACAACAUCUCAAGCACAAAGUAUAAUCUCGGUAAGAAACCUGGAGAGAGUCUGUUGGACAGCCUACCAACCUCAGUUAGAGACGAGCUUCUACAUCAUCAUAUUUCAAUUGAAGAGUUGAUGAAGCAUUUUUGGUCUUCAUAUCCAAUCACGAACAAGUAUCUCAAUACCAAGGUAACCAAACUAAAGGAUGAAAUGUCGAAAAUGGAUUCUCAACUACAGAAGUUGAAGGAAGCUGUACAGCCAGACAUCCGCCAUCAAAUUACACUUCUGAUUCGUCCGAUGCAGCAGGCGCUCGAGGCAGCAAUGCAGCACUACGACGCCGAGCAGCAGAAGAGAGCUUCAAAAGCUCGAGAAAAGCCGAAUGGAUAUUCUUGAGAGGAGAAAUCUUCUAACAUUGUACGUCGGUUGGAAUCGAAAUUUUGUCGAGACGAGUUAGUUUCUUUAUAGGUGAGAGAUGACGAGCUUACGUUGCCAUUCUUUGUACAAAAAGUUUUAAAGAAAGACAAUGUAGCUACUCGUUGGUGAUUUACUCUUACAAGUCACCCAUUAACUAUGCUCUUAUGAAAUGUGACACGAGUGAGGUUGAAAGGCCAACUGGUUACAUAUCUUCCCCAUAGAUAAUCCAGAGCGUAAUGCAGAAUGUUUAUAGCACAUUAGGUAAUCACAUGUAGCGACG